AGGGGAGCGGUGCUUUUUUGGGGAAGAGGGUCCGUCCGUACCGAGCCGAGAGGUUAGCCGGAACUCUGGAGACAUGGGAUGCUGCAGCGUGACCCAGCGGCACACCGGGACCGAUGAGGUGGGACCGGAAGAGAUCGAGCUCCUGCAGAUAGACAACAAUGGGGUGUGGAGCCUGGGAGAGCAGAGGCUGCAGCAGUCUCAGAAGAGCAGGUCGGAGGAGGACCAGCGGCACCGCCACUCGUCUGCCCGGCAGCCUUCACCGGAGCCACAGAAUGCAGAUCCCGUUCCUGCGGAAGUGACACAAUGUCGCAAUUCACAGGCUGUGCUCUGGGGCAGAUCGAGGGAGCACCUGCACCAGCGAAUCUACUUUGAGCCAAUCAGAGACUGGGAGGGGCAGCCAGCGUACGCCUACGGAGAGAUCCUCUGGUCUUCCCUGGUGCAAAUCCACAGCCACUACACAAAGGAGAACAAUGAAAGAUACAUGGUACUGUUUUCCUUCCAUCUUCUGAUGCUGGCCCUGGAUGCCUCCAGCCGUGAGUUUAUCUAUGAGGGUGUCCUGCCACUCUCAGGACUGUCGGUGCGAGCGAUAUCACAGGACGGAAGCACCCCCAACAGGUUCGAGAUCACCGGUCCCAUGGUGGACUCCAAGAUGGUGGUCUGUGCCAGCCCGGCAGACAUGAGGAGGUGGGUGGACAGCAUCCAGGAGAGGAGACGGAAGGCCGUGACGCAGCAGCUGAACACCUCUCACAGCGUGCUGUCCUACCUGGUGCCGUGUGACGAGGGCUGGAAGAAGGAGGAGCUGAAGAGGCACCUGCUGCGCGCCCCCAUCUGGCAGUGGGAGGGCACCCCCAUCCAGCACAUGGGCCCAAUCAGCCACCUGUCCCUGGUCCGCACAGUCAACUCUCAGAGAGAGGGGUCCAGAGAACGUCUGCUGGUGCUGUUCCCUCACGACCUCCUCCUCCUGUCCGUUGACGCUCAGUGCGUCUCUGUGACGUAUGAGGGUCGACUGGCACGAAACGGCAUCAAAGCCCGGGAGCGGAUGUCUGGCAGACUGGAGUUUGAGCUGACAGGUGACCUCAUGGAGCCUCUGCUGGUGUCAUGCACCUGUCCUGGAGACUACGACAGCUGGAUUUUCCACUUGCAGCAGCCAGAGAAGGAUUCCAGGCCUGUCUCAAACCAGCCUGCCCCACCUCUCAUGCCCAAGAAAUCACAGAAACGAACGAACGCCUCACAGGUCCCCGUGUGAGCGACGCCCAGGCAAGCAGCCGCCCCGCCCCGCAGCCUGGACGAGCCUGUCAGCCACGGCUCGCCGCUACGCCGCUGAGGGCGCAGUUAAAGAAGGGGAUUCUGGGUAAUCCUCCGCGUAGCCGCCCCGCUGCCACGCGUUGCCGAUCCCAUAGCGUUCCAGACUAAGGGAAAGGAAAAGAAUACUGCCGCUGGUGCCCAGCGCUGGAUGGAGUUAACAGACCUGAUCGAGUAACCGAGCUGAGACUGCGCACACACGGGCUCAGUUCAGACAAACUCAACGAGCAUCAGCGUGAUUAAAGGGGAGGGCUUGUGACGGCUGUGCAUCAGCGUGAUUAAAGGGGAGGGCUUGUGACGGGUGUGCGCUGGUGAGCGGCGUUGCCGCGGCUUACCGUAGCCCCCUGCGAUGCGCGAAUGGGGAACGACCUGGUCGCCGUGGUGACGGCGUGAAAGCCUCUCCAGCCUUGAAUGCUCGGCUCGAUGACUUGCGGCGGUGUACCCCCCCGGCUCUGACAGGACUCUUCUUCAGAGAGCAGAGCGUCACCAGCAGAAUUCAGGACUUUCCCCCUCUCGCUGCAAAGCGAGAGAAAAAAGGUUAAGCAGGGAUUAUUUACAUGGAACGGCCAAUGACUUAGAAUGUACAACCCAAAUAAUGUCAGGGGUAGACCUGUGCGCCUGAAUGAGUCGCUGCAUAAGAAAGUGUCACGUCUCGAACAAGAUACAUCUGCUAUUCAGAAUCAGAUGGUUUCAAAAUGCAUUUUUGUGUAGUCACACAAAAAAUACCUCAGCACAAUUUUAAAAUACCCCAGGGAGUUUCCUUUCACAAAAUAAAAAAAAACAAAAACAAAUUGCCAUGACUUUGUUUAAAAAACCGAAAUUCUUGACUGGGCUGUUUUUCUCUGCAAAGCUUUGGCGUUUCUAAAGAAAACUGGAAGGGCUAAAGUAGAAGUAUUUGUGUGCUUGCAAAGCAAUAGCUCCCCUUCACAUGUAUUAGAAUGAAGUAUCAUUCUGUGCUUGAUAAACCGAAUUGGUAACAUGUAUAAAGACAUUCUUUAUAAGCUGUAAAAAAGGUAGUGAUAUUUAGAUCAGAAAAUAUGUGACAAUAUGAAACAGGUGAUAUGAAAUGAGAAUCUGUGCUGUGCCUAAAAACAGCUGAAAAGGAUUAAUGAGGUGUUAAUUCUCUUUUCUUUUUUUAUCAUGGUUGGCUCCGUACACUGUUUUCAUAUCUAGGAUGCUUAGUGUAAUGCGCAAUGGUACUAAAAUGAUUUAUGGACAUUCCAUUGAGCUGUGAAAUAUGAAUUUCAGGACUGC
Molecule: messenger RNA, 2556 nt
Organism: Anguilla anguilla (European eel)
Lineage: Eukaryota; Metazoa; Chordata; Actinopteri; Anguilliformes; Anguillidae
Exons: 12
Coding region: 74-1246 (390 amino acids)
Source: RefSeq, a predicted model, not a curated record